This is a messenger RNA of Elgaria multicarinata webbii, 906 nucleotides long. RefSeq names its product cystin 1 (gene CYS1). NCBI's taxonomy places the organism in Eukaryota, Metazoa, Chordata, Lepidosauria, Squamata, Anguidae. The transcript is spliced from 3 exons. The coding region runs from base 8 to 532 and encodes 174 amino acids. The record is from RefSeq and is a predicted model, not a curated record.
CGCCGCGAUGGGCACCGGCAGCAGCAGGGCGGGGAAGGCGCGCAGCCGUAGCUCGGCGGCAAGGCGCUGGAGAGGUCCUGCCCGGGGCAGCGGGAGUAGCAGCGCCCCCGCAGGCCAGGGCAAGCCAGGAGAAGAGGCGGCGGCGGCGGCGGCCGUCGGGGCCAGGUGCAGCAGCCACCAGACGCCGGCGCACCUCACGUCGCCGUCGCUAGGGGAGCCCGACUCGGACUCGGAGCUCCUGGACCAAAUGCUGCAGGAGUGCAACGACGACGGGCGCUUGGAACUGCCUCGCCGCCGCCCUCGGCGCCUCGAUGCCGGAGAUUCCUGCUCCUGUCCGGCAGGGGGCAGCGCAGAGGAGGACGGCAGCAGCAGCCACCGGGACCAGGAGGUCUUUUUGGCAAGACCCACACAAGAGAGCAAUAACUUGGUCAACCAGCUCCCACUAAAGAAGCCUGAGAGGCAGGCCAAGAUAUCCUACGAUUACUCUGAAGAGGAGCUGAUGGCUACAAUUGAGCAGGAGUACUGCCGCUGAAGGCGUUUACAGCUCUACCAAAUGACAGCUGAAGAAGUUCACUAUGGGGCGAGUUAAACUGCAGUAUUCCUCAGAAAGAUGUUUACAUGGCGGGGAGGGGGAGAGAAGACAAGGCUGAAGGAAGAAGGAAUGCCACUACCCAAGAAGCUGGUGGGAUCUGCAUUCUCUGAAACAGGUUGAACAAGAGAUGUAUCUGAACUCUCUCACUUAUUAAGUCAGAAUACUACCCAUGGGUGUGGGUGCAAAUGGGAACCCACCAAGUUCAUUUUGGAAAUUAGAUUUCAAAGCAGGCACAUAGGAUUGUCACUCUUAAAGUCUGAGAUGUCCAGUUGUGGAAGAACUAUCGCCUUGGUCCUCGGAAUCUUAGAAGUGCA